UCUUCAACCUGACAGAAUGAAGGCUCCAUCUGGCUCUCUACUCCUUGACUUUGCCAUGCUGCUUGCGUCUGGAUUGACUGUUUCUGCAAUCUCUCUGAAUGUCAGUCCAAACCGUCAGCAGUUCUUUACGAGAGAGUCAGUCAGUCUGACUUGUGAGGGAGAGGAGAGCUCUGAUGGAUGGACGCUGAAGAGGAUAUCAGUAGUAAAGACAGAGAAGUGUGGAGCUGCUCGGGGUUUUGGGAGACGCAAUGGUUCCUCCUGCAUUGUCUCAGAUCUGUCUCCAUUAUCAGACCGAGGUGUUUACUGGUGUGAACACCGCAGUGGACAGAGGAGCAUCAAAGUCACCAUCACUGUAUCAGAUCGUCCUUUUAUCAUGGAGAUCCCUGCACUCCCUGUGAUGGCAGGAAGUGACGUUACUCUGCGCUGCAGGAGCAGGAACGGUUCCACCAUUCCGGUUAACUUCUUCAAGUUUGGCAGACAUAGUACCCCGAUUGGAGCUGCACCUGAAGGAGAGUUUCCCAUCAGAAAUGUCCAACAGUCUGACGAAGGUUUCUACUGGUGUUCUACUGGUCAGACUGAAUCACCAUCGAGCAGGCUGAAUGUCAGAGCUCCUCCUCCUACGGACUCCACAUCACUCAUCUCUGCAUCUGCUCUGGUCAGACUGCUCUGCCAUCUAGUGGUCAUCAGUCUACACCACAUCUCAGUUGGCCUGAUGGUGUGAGCAUCCUAAUGUAAACUUAAAACAACUACAUCUUUAACCUGACCCUUGUUACUGAGACAUUUGUUAGUAACCACUUAAAUGAAAAAUGUAUCGGUUGAUGGCUCAAUUUCAAUUUCUGCCUUUUAUGCAUCAA
Messenger RNA from Micropterus dolomieu (smallmouth bass), 854 nucleotides. RefSeq lists its product as uncharacterized. Gene Ontology annotation, biological process: cell surface receptor signaling pathway. Gene Ontology annotation, molecular function: transmembrane signaling receptor activity. Lineage: Eukaryota; Metazoa; Chordata; Actinopteri; Centrarchiformes; Centrarchidae. The transcript has 5 exons. The record is from RefSeq and is a predicted model, not a curated record. Bases 17 to 721 code for a protein of 234 amino acids.